AUGAAUGCCCAAGCACCCAGCAAAUACAUCACUCUCGUCUCUGGCGAUGGCUUCGAGUUCGUCGUCCUCCGCGACGCUGCUCUGGUCAGCCCCAUCAUCAAGGGAAUGCUCGACGUGAGGAGUCAAUUUGCUGAGGCCAAAGAGGCUCGUUGUGUUUUUCAGGAGAUGAGCGCCAUGGUCCUUGAUAAGGUUGUCGAAUACUUCCACUACUGGUACCGCUACCGCAACAGCGAAGACGUUCCCGACAUGGAUAUUCCGGUCGAGCUUUGCCUUGAGCUGUUGGCCGCCGCGGAUUACCUGGGCCUGGACCAGGCGAAUAUGAGCAUGAAGUGA
Messenger RNA from Fusarium coffeatum, 333 nucleotides. RefSeq lists its product as uncharacterized. NCBI's taxonomy places the organism in Eukaryota, Fungi, Ascomycota, Sordariomycetes, Hypocreales, Nectriaceae. Gene Ontology annotation, molecular function: protein-macromolecule adaptor activity. Bases 1 to 333 code for a protein of 110 amino acids. The record is from RefSeq and is a predicted model, not a curated record. Gene Ontology annotation, biological process: ubiquitin-dependent protein catabolic process. The transcript is spliced from 3 exons. Gene Ontology annotation, cellular component: elongin complex.